This is a messenger RNA of Brassica rapa (field mustard), 5037 nucleotides long. Its product is annotated as translocase of chloroplast 159, chloroplastic. Gene Ontology annotation, cellular component: chloroplast outer membrane. The record is from RefSeq and is a predicted model, not a curated record. Gene Ontology annotation, biological process: protein targeting to chloroplast. Gene Ontology annotation, molecular function: GTP binding; GTPase activity. Lineage: Eukaryota; Viridiplantae; Streptophyta; Magnoliopsida; Brassicales; Brassicaceae.
CUAGGUAUGUCAUUUUAAAGCAAAGAGACACAUAUUUUUUAUUUUGUUUGCUCGCUCACACCUUAUCUCCUCACCCAAUUCUCUCCCCCUUUCUUCCUUCUCUCAAAGGCUGAGAGUUCGAGAAAACAAAAAAGCUCAGUUAGCCAAAGCGGAUAUGGACUCUAAAGGAGCGGUACCACCAGAGCAGAAUCCUCCUUACGCUUCUGGCCAAUCAGGUAAAACCUAUGCUUCUGUUGUAGCCGCCGCCGCCGGUGGGGCUGUGAGUAGUGCGAAGUCGCAGGAGUUCGAUUCGGAGAAGGAGGCUGUGGCUGGAGAUUCGGAUAAAGGUGUUGUUGGUGGAGCUGAUAAGGAGGAGGAGGUUGGAGCUGAUGAGAAGGUUGGAGACGAGGCUGAAACUGCUUCAUCGGUAUCUCCGGAGAAGGAGGUUGUUUCUGAGAAAACAAUCGGAGGAGAUGAUGUAGGGGUUGAAGCCGAUGGUGAAGUUUCCGAUGAAGCUGGUUCACCUGAGACUGCUGUAUCGAAGCCUGAAGCUGUUUCUGAGAAAACAACUGGAGAAGAGGAGAAGAAGGAUGAUGUUGAAGAGGAUGGCGAGAGUAGGCUUGAGAAUGGGAGUUUUGAUGGUGGUGAGAAACAGGCUUCCACGGAUGGGAUUGUUGGUGGAGCUGAUAAGGAGGAGGAGAAGUCGAGUUUGGAGGUUGGAGCUGAUGAGAAAGUUUCCAACGAGGCUGCUUCACCCGAGACUGCUUCAUUGUUAUCUCCGGAGCAGAAAACUGUAGGGGUUACCGAAGAAGAGAACAAGAAGGUUGAAGACGCUGUUUCUGAGAAAACAACAGGAGAAGAUGGUGUAGGGGUUACUGAAGAAGAGAACAAGAAGGUUGAAGAGGCUGUCUCUGAUAAAACAACAGGAGAAGAUGAUGUAGAGGCUACCAAAGAAGAGAGCAAGAAGGUUGAAGAGGAUUUUGAAGACAAUGAGCAGUCAGGAAAAACCUAUGCUUCUAUUGUCGCUGCAUCCGCCAGUAAGGAGGUUGCUACCUCACCAGAGGCUGUGUCUGGAGAUUCAGAUAAAGGUAUUGCUGGUGGAGCUGAUAAGGAGGAGAAAUCGAGUUUGGAGGUUGGAGCUGAUGAGAAAGUUUCGGACGAGGCUGGUACACCUGACACUGCUUCAUUGUUAUCUCCGGAACCGGAAGCUGUUUCUGAGAAAACAACCGAAGAGAACAAGAAGGUUGAAGAGGGUGGGGCUCCGGAGCUGGAGGCUGUUUCUGAUAAAGUAACUGGAGAAGAUGAUCUAGUGGUUACUCAAGAAGAGAACAAGAAGUCUGAAGAGGGUGUGGUGGAUGUUGAAGAAAAUGGGCAAUCAGGAAAAACCGAUGCUUCUGUUGUUGAAGAGGGUGUUAAUGAGGUUGAAGACGAUGGUGAGAGUAACCUUGAAAACAAGAGUGUUGAUGUUGCAGAGAAACAGACUUCCACUGAAGUGAUGGUGGACGAGAAUCCGAAAAUGGAGAGUGAGAGUAAAGCUACUGGUGUGGAAGAAGAAGUUGAUGUUGACGAUAAAAUUGAUGAUGUUAUUGAGGAAGAGAGUGGUGAGUUAACUAAUAAAGUUGUGGACUCAUCCACUGUAGAAUCUGUGCAUGUCGAUGUGGCAAAACCAGGGGUGGCUGUUGUAGGAGACGUAGAGGGAAUCGAGGAGGUGAAGAUUAAUGCUGAUGGUGAAAAUUUUGAAGUGGCUAACAAGUUUGAUCAACUUGGCCAUAACGAUGGUGGUGGAUUUGAAGUGGAGUCUAAUAAAUCCGUUGAGGAGGUAGGAGAAAAGUUGACUUCUGGAGCAGAUUCUAUCGCCGACUCUUCCAAACUAGAAUUUGCUGAUAGAAGUGCUGCUGAGGCAGAGGAUGUAGCUGCUAAGAAAUCAACAGAGGCAGCCAGAGUAGAGCCUGAUGAACCGAAGGUUGGUGGAGAAGAAGAAGAAUUGCAAGCGUCUGAAAGUUUAACUGUGGGUUCAGUUGAUGCAAGAGAGGAUUCAGAGCCAACAGCUGAGCUACAGUCUGAACCAAACUCUAACCCAGAGGCCGGGAAUGUUUCUGAAGGAAACAUUGCUGAAGAAGAUGGAGACAAAAUCCCAGCCGCUGACAAUGUUUCUUCUCGUGAGUUUAGUUUUGAAGGCAAGGAAGUGGAUCAUGAUCCUUCUGGAGGAGAAGGUAUUAUUGAUAGUGAAGACGAGACUGAAGAGAUGAUAUUUGGGAGUUCUGAAGCUGCAAGACAGUUCUUGGCAGAGCUUGAAAAGGCUUCUUCGGGUAUCGAGGCCCAUUCUGAUGAAGCAAAUAUUUCUAACAAUAUGUCAGAUAGGAUUGACGGCCAGAUUGUCACGGAUUCUGAGGAGGAUGUAGACACAGAGGAUGAAGGUGAGGAGAAAAUGUUUGAUUCUGAAGCUUUGGCCGCACUGUUGAAGGCAGCCACUGGUGGUGGAAGUUCAGAAGGUGGCAAUUUUACCAUAACAUCUCAGGAUGGUACGAAGCUUUUCUCUAUGGAUCGCCCUGCUGGCUUGAGUUCAUCUUUAAGGCCUUUGAAACCUGCAGCUGCUCCACGUGCAAUCCGUCCCAACAUCUUUUCCAAUCCGAAUGUCACAGUGGAUGAAAGUGAGAUUAACUUGAGCGAGGAAGAGAAACAGAAAUUGGAGAAGUUGCAGAGCCUCCGAGUGAAGUUCUUGCGGCUUUUGCAAAGGUUGGGGCAGUCAGCAGAAGAUUCAAUUGCAGCGCAAGUUCUUUACCGUAUUGCACUGCUUGCUGGGAGACAAACAGGGCAGUUAUUCAGUCUCGAUGCUGCAAAGAAGAAGGCUGUGGAGUAUGAGGCUGAGGGAAACGAAGAGUUGAACUUCUCGUUAAACAUACUGGUCCUUGGAAAAGCUGGGGUUGGAAAAAGUGCUACGAUAAACUCCAUUUUGGGAAAUCAGAAGGCGUCCACUGAUGCUUUUGGGCUCUCGACCAAUUCAGUAAGAGAAAUUUCUGAAACAGUUGGUGGCAUCAAGAUUACCUUUAUUGAUACCCCUGGUUUGAAGCCUGCUGCAAUGGAUCAAAGUGCCAAUUCCAAAAUGUUGGCUUCGGUGAAGAAGGUAAUGAAGAGAUGUCCCCCUGAUAUUGUUCUCUAUGUGGAUCGGCUCGAUACUCAGAACAGAGACUUGAACAAUUUGCCCUUGCUAAAGACGGUUACUGCUUCUCUUGGUGCAUCCAUAUGGAAAAAUGCUAUAGUGACAUUGACCCAUGCUGCUUCUGCGCCUCCUGAUGGCCCAUCUGGCGCCCCUUUGAGCUAUGAUGUGUUUGUAGCGCAGUGCUCACAUAUUGUUCAACAGUCUAUUGGACAGGCUGUUGGUGAUUUGCGUUUGAUGAACCCCAGUCUGAUGAAUCCAGUUUCUCUUGUUGAGAAUCACCCAUUGUGUAGGAAGAAUCGGGAGGGAGUUAAGGUUCUGCCUAAUGGUCAAACUUGGAGACCUCAGUUGUUGCUGUUGUGCUACUCCCUGAAGGUUUUGUCUGAAGCAAACUCCCUACUGAAGCCUCAAGAACCAUUGGACCAACGUAAACUAUUUGGCUUCCGAGUUCGAUCCCCGCCUCUCCCGUACCUGUUGUCUUCGCUGUUGCAGUCACGUGCACAUCCUAAGCUCCCUACAGACCAAGGUGGUGAUAGUGUUGACUCUGAUAUUGAGAUUGAUGACGUGUCUGAUUCUGAGCAGGAAGAUGGUGAUGAGGAUGAGUAUGAUCAGCUGCCACCAUUUAAGCCUCUUCGAAAAACUCAACUUGCAAAACUCUCAAAGGAACAGAGAAAGGCAUAUUUGGAGGAGUAUGAUUAUCGUGUAAAGCUUCUGCAGAAGAAGCAAUGGAGAGAGGAGUUGAAGAGGAUGAGGGAGAUGAAGAAAAACGGGAAGAAGGUGGGUGAAAACGAGUUUGGUUAUCCAGGUGAAGAAGAGGAUCCGGAGAACGGUGCUCCAGCUGCAGUGCCAGUUCCAUUACCAGAUAUGGUCUUGCCACCUUCAUUUGACAGUGAUAAUUCAGCUUACCGAUACCGUUUCCUGGAACCCACUUCACAGCUCUUAACCAGGCCAGUAUUGGAUACCCAUGGUUGGGACCAUGACUGUGGGUAUGACGGUGUCAAUGCGGAAUACAGUCUUGCUAUAGCAAGCCGGUUCCCUGCUACAGCUACUGUCCAAACCACCAAGGACAAGAAAGAGUUCAACAUUCAUCUGGACUCCUCCGUGUCUGCUAAGCACGGUGACAGUGGCUCCACCAUGGCAGGUUUCGAUAUCCAGAAUGUAGGUAAGCAGCUUGCGUAUGUGGUCAGAGGAGAAACCAAAUUCAAGAACUUGAAGAAGAACAAGACGACUCUUGGAGGUUCAGUGACAUUCUUGGGCGAGAACAUUGCCACUGGUGUCAAACUCGAGGAUCAAAUAGCACUUGGGAAAAGGUUUGUGCUUGUGGGCAGUACAGGGACCAUGCGAUCACAGGGAGAUGCGGCGUAUGGCGCGAACCUCGAGGUCAGGCUCAAGGAUGCUGAUUUUCCAAUAGGCCAGGACCAACACUCUUUAGGACUGUCUCUGGUGAAGUGGAGAGGCGAUUUAGCCCUCGGAGGCAACCUACAAUCUCAAGUCUCUGUUGGAAGGAACUCAAAGAUAGCGCUUCGUGCAGGGCUUAACAACAAGAUGAGCGGGCAGAUCACAGUCCGAACCAGCAGCUCUGAUCAGCUGCAGAUUGCUCUCACGGCCAUUCUUCCGAUUGCUAUGUCCAUCUACAAGAUGCUUCGACCAGAUGGGGCCAGUGACAAGUACAGCAUGUACUGAGUAUAUGCCUGCAACUCCCUCUGCUGAUGAAUUCAGGGAAAGGAUGUUUUAUGUUAUUUGGUUCAUGUUUUUUCUCUUCACCUUUAAUAAAACUAUUUGUUGAGAUUUUCUCGAAGUUGUAUUUUGUUCUGUUGAGAAGUACCUUAUCGGAUUGUAUCAGUAUUUUCUUCCAUUUCAGUAAUUUCUCAGAAAAAAAUGGAGUCUAGUCCCGUCUUUUA